Molecule: messenger RNA, 1909 nt
Organism: Melanotaenia boesemani (Boeseman's rainbowfish)
Lineage: Eukaryota; Metazoa; Chordata; Actinopteri; Atheriniformes; Melanotaeniidae
Gene: ca7
Product: carbonic anhydrase VII
Exons: 7
Coding region: 43-831 (262 amino acids)
Biological process (GO): regulation of intracellular pH
Cellular component (GO): cytoplasm
Molecular function (GO): zinc ion binding; carbonate dehydratase activity
Source: RefSeq, a predicted model, not a curated record
UACACGGACAAGUUGGUCCGAGUAGAACUGCGAACCAGGACAAUGACGGGACAUCACUGGGGGUACGGAGAAGAAGACGGUCCUUCAGCGUGGCACAGAAACUAUCCAGUUGCACAGGGCAAUCGGCAGUCCCCGAUUGACAUUGUCCCUCAUCAGGCUGUCCGUGACCCCAGUUUGGGCCCCAUUCUUCUGAUCUAUGAUCGUUGUACCUCCAUUAACAUUUCCAAUAAUGGACACUCUGUAGUUGUGGAGUUCGAUGACUCUGAUGACCGCUCAGUGAUCCAGGGAGGCCCUCUUGAAAACCCCUACAGACUGAAACAGUUUCACUUCCACUGGGGUGGAAAGGGAUGUGAUGGCUCUGAGCACACUGUUGAAGGAAAUGGCUAUGCAUCGGAGCUCCAUUUAGUUCAUUGGAAUGCUGUCAAGUACAAGACAUUUGGGGAUGCAUCAACAGCUCCUGAUGGUCUCGCUGUUCUUGGUAUUUUCUUAGAGACAGGUGAUGGCCACAGACUGCUCCACAUGAUAACAGAUUCUCUAUACAUGGUGAAAUAUAAGGGCAGUCUCACAGAUUUUAAAGGUUUCAACCCUAAGUGCCUCCUACCCAGCAGCCUCCACUACUGGACCUACCUGGGCUCUCUGACCACACCUCCCUUACAUGAGAGUGUCACCUGGAUCAUUCUGAAGGAACCAAUCACUGUGUCUGAAAAACAGCUAGGAAAGUUCAGAAUGCUCCUGUUCUCUGGAGAGGAAGAAGAUCAAAGGAUGCGCAUGGAGAACAACUUCAGACCUCCACAGCCUCUCAAAGGCAGGAAAGUGCGUUCCUCCAAUUAAUAUAACUUUUUAAGACACAUGAAGUCAUAGGUUAAAAAAAAAGAAAAAAAAGAGUGAAUACAUUAAGUGGCUGGGAAUGUGCUUUUACAUUCGCUGUAGUUUGUCCUGAAGAGAGGGGAAAGUUCUCUGCUAGAAAACUUAGAUGUUUCCCUCUACUGGUCAGAGAAGUCAGUGUCAAGCUAUUUUUUUGAUGAUUUCAUGAUGCAUAAAAGGGAAUUUGUGAACCAUUGUAAUCAUAAUGGAAUAUUACGAUAAAUGAUCAAAAAAUAGAAGAUAGAUUUUUUUGUCAUUAUUCUAGUAUUAUAAACUAUAAACUGAAGAUUUGAAGGCUCGAUUUGCUCAGGCUCCAAUAGUUAUUUAAGGAAGACAUGCAUAGCCAAAGCAACAAGAUUUAACAACAGUCUUCAAUUUGUGAUAUGCAUCUGAUUAGUUCAUUGCACUGCAGGUUUAUUGCUGCUUUUCACAUUGAUACCCUUCUGCUGGCCUUACUGCUGGUGGAUUUCCAGCCCUUAAGGCAGUCAGAUUAGCGUUGCUCUUAUCUUAACUCAUUUGUUGUCCACGACAGAGGGCAUAAAUGUCUUGUCCUUUAAGCUCAAGAGAUAUUCAUCCCCUAAUUCACAACAGGGUGGGUAUUUGGUGUUAAUUUGACUUUGGCAGUCACAAUUUGAAGUAAAUUUUCAGCAAAAUCACUCUAACAGAUGCGUCCUGUAAAUUAUGCAUUCUGAGUAAGUGUAUUUUUUUCUUUUGGUUUUCCCUACUAUGCAGGAUCUAAUGAUGUAAUUCACACUUAAAUUUGCAGCUCAUUUCUGCACAGUCUCAUAUUAAUGCCCAUCAGAGACAUAGGUGCUGCACUUGGGUGAGUUAUGGCAGCUUUGUGUAAUGCUGGUCAUUGAUGUAGAUGGGCUGGUAUUUUACUAACACAGCUGCUUGACAUGGAAGAACAACGCACAAAUGAACAUUGAUAUCACAGAUAGUUUAGUUGUUGAUUUAUGAAUGUAACUUAUUGGUCUUUUGAAUAUUUUUGUAAUGCAUUUGUAUUUUUGCAAUGUUUGCUUAAUAGAAUAAAAUUCUAAUUGUU